Messenger RNA from Prorocentrum cordatum, 489 nucleotides. Lineage: Eukaryota; Dinophyceae; Prorocentrales; Prorocentraceae. The record is from the annotation of a GenBank genome assembly.
AUGACGAAGGCAAACGACGGCAGCGAGCAGCUGCAUAUCGACGAGGACGGCGACGGCAACGGGCAGCAGAUCGGGCAGCAGAUCCACGCGGCAGACGGCAGCGGGCUGCAGAUCGACGAGGACGGCGACGUUAACGGGCAGCAGAUCAUUGCGGCAGACGGCAGCGGGCUGCAGAUCGACGACGGCAGCGGGCAGCAGAUCAUUGCGGCAGACGGCAGCAGGCAGCAGAUCGACGUCGACGACGGCAUCGGGCAGCAUAUCGACGACGGCAUGGGGCAAGCAGGCGGCCUUGCGUCGAGCUCUGCAGAGCGCGACGCUGCAGAGCAGGCGGCCAGUGUAGCGCGCGACGAGCCGAUCACGACGGACAGUGCCGAGCGCGACGAGCGGAUCACGGGCAGUGCCGAGGGCGACGCAGAGCGCGACUCGCUGAUCACGGACGAGAGCAUCUACGCGGCGAUCGACGUCGAGGACAGCGACGAGGAGCUCUGA